AUGAGCUGGAUCAAGUCCGCCGUGAUCGGACUGAACCUCUGCCCAUGGGCGAAGUCGGCGCUGAGAGAAGGGCUGAUUGAUGUUCGCGUCUCACAAGCGACCGACGUCGCUUCUCUCAUGGACGAGGUGGUUGGAAACAUCAGGGAAAUGGCAGACAGCGAGGGAAGGGAGACCAGGAUCAUUGUUACAGAGAGCUUGCUCGGCAACUUUGAAGACUACAACAAGAUCGCCAACAAGAUUGACAAGAAGAUUGAUCAGAUGGAAUGCAGAGGCAUCAUUCAGCUAGCCACGUUCCAUCCUCAGUACCAGUUCGGCGAUGCAGAAGAAGAUGACGUGGAAAACUGGACCAACAGAUCACCAUAUCCGAUGUUUCAUCUUCUGCGCGAGAACGAGAUUGAGGACGCGUUGGACGGCUACGAUGACCCCGACGAAGUCUGGCAACGGAACAUCAAGACGGUCAAGGAGAAGGGAAAAUGCUUCAUGCAGCAGUUGUUGGAGAGGUCUGUGAAGCUUGUCUAA
This is a messenger RNA of Guillardia theta CCMP2712, 519 nucleotides long. RefSeq lists its product as hypothetical. Bases 1 to 519 code for a protein of 172 amino acids. The record is from RefSeq and is a predicted model, not a curated record. The transcript is spliced from 3 exons. NCBI's taxonomy places the organism in Eukaryota, Cryptophyceae, Pyrenomonadales, Geminigeraceae.